UUCAAAGAAGGAAAUAUCGAGAGACAGGAGAGACUAGGAGGCACAGUCACUGUUUGAAGCAGAGACGAUCUGGAUUGUACAGACUCUGGCACUUUUCUGGUUAAUUCUAUAAAGGGUGUUUUGGAACAAGCCAUCGGGACAAAUAAAAUGCCAAGAGCUCAUCGGGACUCCCCAGCAGCAGGUGGCAUGAGGUGGCACUGGCUGUGGCUGAAAGCGUUGCUCGUUGUCCAGUUUUCUGCAGACAGUUUAGCUGGAAUUGUACAGACAAAGAGUACUACUGCCGUGUUGGGAGCAGACGUGGUAUUGUCAUGUUACUACCAGGCAAAGUCAGAUGAAAAAGUGACGCAGGUCGUCUGGUCAAAGAAAGUGCCGAAUGGUCAGAACAUCCAGAUUGCCAUAUUAAAUCCUGAGUUUGGAGCCUACAUAUCAGAUCUUUACAGUGGGCGCAUCAAAGAGAAUGCUCCAUUACUUCCCCAAAAUGGGACAAUUACCAUGAAGAACGCUGUCCAAGCAGAUGAGGGUCUUUAUCAGUGUCUCGUAAACACCUUCCCAGAUGGAAAUUUUGAAGGCGAACUGACAUUAAAGGUGUUAGUACCACCUUUGCCCACUCUGAUCGAGGGUCCUCCACUAGUAGAAGGAGAUGGCAAGACUCAAGCAGCUUCUUGCACUGCUGAAGGCAAUCCUGCCCCCAUUCUGUUUUGGGAGUCUGAAGUCCGAGGGACCAAUACUACCAGGAAAACUACGCAUCCGCGCUCAGAAUCUGUGACCAGUGAAUUUUUUGUUGUACCAAAUCGCAGUAUGAACGGGAAAACCCUGACCUGUGUUGUUUAUCACCCUGGAUUUGAACGUGAAAAGCGCAUCAAACAUAUCAUUGGGAUCAAAUAUUUGGGGGAUGUAACCAUCAAGGGCCAUGAAGAAGGCUGGUUUGCUGGGAAGGAUGAUGCUGUAUUGAAGUGUUUGUGUGAGGGGAACCCGACACCUGAAUAUAAAUGGUCAAGGGUGAAUCACUCCAUGCCAAAUGCUGUAAAAGCUGAAGGGAACAGCUUGAUAUUCCAGAACCCACUCAGUGGGGAGGACGCUGGUGUCUACAUCUGUCAUGUGUCCAAUGGCAUCACCAGCAGGACAAGCAGUGCAACCGUUUCCAUAUCAGAGAGUGAACCCAGGAAGGUGGAUGUGGUGUCUGUGUCACUUGUAACGGUGGGAGUAGUGACUGCUCUCUUGCUGGUGAUUCUAGUGAUCACUGUGCUCUUAGUCAAUCGUCAUCACAAACGGAGGACAAAGAGACUUUCUGAGAAAAUAGAGGAGCUCUCCACCUUAUCCAGAGAGGCAUCACGACGAAGACUGAACUCCACCUCAGCGAGCACCGAUACCAAAAUGCAGCUGGAAGAAAGCAUGCAUCUAAGGUCCGGUAACCAUCCUGACAGUCUGAGGGAUCCAAGUAUCAGCUCCAUGAUGGGGGAAGAGCUAGAUCGUCGGAGUUAUUCCACUUUGACGACUGUCCGGGAAACAGAGACACAGACAGAGCUUCUGUCCACUGUGCCAGACGAAGACGUUAAGGAGGAGAAUGAGGAUGUGACAGAUCAGGAAGAAGUGCCACAAGACAGAGACACAGAUCAAGAAGAAAGAUAUGUCACUGUUACUGGUAACCAGCCCUUUAUUAAGCAAGGAAUGGCACAUUUUUACCAAGAAAAUGGUACAUUAAGGGCAAAGCCAACUGCCAACGGGAUCUACAUAAAUGGUCGGGGACACCUUGUAUAACUAGAGGUAACCAAGACUCUGGAAAGCUCUGAGUUGUGUGGAAGCAAUUGACUUCCUGAAACUGAUGAGAUGCAAUGACCUUUCCUGAAGGACAGUCUUUGUCAAAGACUGUAUCUGCUAUAUUAGCCAGAUGUCACCGAGAGUCCUUCACACUGUAAAUAAUGCACUAUGGAGGGAACAGCAAGUUGCAACAAAAUAAUCCCAGAUCCACAAGAGACAUUUUUCCACAAAGACACGUCAGUGAUUUUUUUUUUAAAAGAAUUGAUUGUUUCCUUCAAAGACAAUAAAAAGACUUUGUAGAGAGAAUAAAAAAAAAAAAGUAAAAACAAAAAAAGAAAGAAGAACAAGAUAUAUUCUGUGACUCAUCUCUCAAAAUUGAGAUUUUGUAUUGAAUACAGGGCUAUGUGUUUUGCAA
Molecule: messenger RNA, 2173 nt
Organism: Pelobates fuscus (common spadefoot toad)
Lineage: Eukaryota; Metazoa; Chordata; Amphibia; Anura; Pelobatidae
Gene: NECTIN4
Product: nectin cell adhesion molecule 4
Exons: 9
Coding region: 148-1758 (536 amino acids)
Biological process (GO): homophilic cell-cell adhesion; heterophilic cell-cell adhesion
Cellular component (GO): adherens junction
Source: RefSeq, a predicted model, not a curated record